Stegodyphus dumicola is the source of this 1646-nucleotide messenger RNA. Its product is annotated as protein phosphatase 1 regulatory subunit 3C-like. The record is from RefSeq and is a predicted model, not a curated record. Lineage: Eukaryota; Metazoa; Arthropoda; Arachnida; Araneae; Eresidae. Gene Ontology annotation, biological process: regulation of glycogen biosynthetic process. Gene Ontology annotation, cellular component: protein phosphatase type 1 complex. Gene Ontology annotation, molecular function: protein phosphatase 1 binding; glycogen binding.
UUGGCUUAUCGCCAAAGUAGACUUAGUGCGCUACCUCUCUCGCUCUUCCACUUUCGGUUUCCAAUGGCACCUUUUUUUUGUGAAGUUAUUACAAGUCGUCUAAACGCCGAGACAUUUAGAAAACAUUGCGACUGUUAACGCAUCAGAGAACCAGGUGCUGCUGGCUGUCUCAAUAUGAUUCUGUCUUGUUCGAACGACAUAUAAAAGUUCUAGAUGCCGAUCGACUUUGAUAUGCUUCUGUCUGCAAUAAAUUCCUCCCCUGCAUUCCCUUACUCUCCUUUUGUUGAUGAAAAUUUCUCUUUCCCAAGAUCAUGUUCUAAUAAUUACAGGAAUAAUGUUCGUUUAAUGCGAAAUCCUUUCCUACAGCCACAUUCGAAGCAUGAGUCAGUUGCCAAUGAGAGUCUAGUAUUUGAAUCUUAUGACAGCAAAGAGUCAAACAAUAACACUGCUUCUAAAAAAUCGGAUGGCUCACGUAAGAAAAAGGUCUCUUUCGCUGACGACAAAGGCUUGAAUUUGGUGGAGAUUCGAGAAAUACCUGGGGAAAGAAAAUUAUCUGCUGAUGCUUUGACUCUUUUAGUUGGAGGCUUGGGAUGUCAAGGGGAGAAAGAGAAGAAUUGGAAAAAAGCAUUCGAAAAACCACCUUGGACAGAUGAAGAACUAAUAUAUUAUUUAGACAACCAGGUUGUCAUUUUGGAAUCUGUUUCUUUAAAUGAAAGUGACGGUACACUGAGUGGUAAAAUUAAGGUUAAAAAUAUAUCAUACGAAAAAGAAGUGUUUAUAAGAAUAACUUUUGACAGAUGGAUGUCGUACAGUGAUAUCACAGCCUUUUAUGAGAAAUCGGAAGAAACUAAUUCAGAAACUAUUUAUGAUACGUUUUCUUUUAACACAAAAAUUCUCUCUACUGCUGAGAAAUAUGACGUAAUUGAAUUUUGUGUAUGUUUCCUUUGUAAUUCGAAAGAAUAUUGGGACAAUAAUGGAGGAGUAAACUAUCGCAUAGUUGCAGAGCCUUCGAAAAUGUGCACAGUGCCAACAUGCUCUCCUAAUGAAACUAAACCUUACAAAAAAAUGACAUUCAGCAUCACAGAAAAUAUGGAAAGAAUUUCAGAAAUCAACUCGUGGAGCAAUUUUAUGCAGAAACGACCCUACUGGUGAAAAGAUAUAAAUAUUAAAAGCUUUCUGUCAUGACUGAUUUAGUAAUCUUGUUAGUCAACUUCAAGAGAGUUCCACUAGAUUAUGAAACUUUCUUGUAAAGCUUUCCGUGUCUUCUCGAUGAAUUUCGGAAAUAGAAAAUUCAUAAAUAAUUUUAAAUCGAAUGCUUUAUAGAGACUUGAACAUGCUACCUCUUAUGUAAAGGUACCAAAUAAUAUAUUUGUGGUUCAUAGUUUUAAUGUGAUAGAUAUAAUUUUAUUGCUCAACUGAUGUAUAUGUUGGCGAGCGUUUUUAUUUUUUGCUAUGGCACAAUUUGUUAAAAAGGACAUAAAUGUACUGAAUUUCAAAGUAAACAUGUAAUUACAAUAAGUUAUUUUUUGGGUGCAUUUAUAUCUGAAAUAGCAUUUUAGAAUUACUAAACUUCUAUGUACAUAAAAUGUUAAUUAUGUAUCAAUUUCUAUUAUUUGUUUAUCCUGAAUAAACUUAGUGACAUUUUA